Messenger RNA from Hyalella azteca, 1227 nucleotides. Its product is annotated as two pore potassium channel protein sup-9-like. Gene Ontology annotation, biological process: stabilization of membrane potential; potassium ion transmembrane transport. Gene Ontology annotation, cellular component: membrane. The record is from RefSeq and is a predicted model, not a curated record. Lineage: Eukaryota; Metazoa; Arthropoda; Malacostraca; Amphipoda; Hyalellidae. Bases 36 to 1187 code for a protein of 383 amino acids. The transcript has a single exon. Gene Ontology annotation, molecular function: potassium ion leak channel activity.
UAUAUGAACUAAAUUUUGAAAUAACCGCGCUAACGAUGCCAAUAGAGCGAGGACGACCAUCGCAACGGAUCCACGCCAGCGGAGUUGGCGGGUCACACCAAUCCUCGCAACGAUCUCACGGACGAUCCUCGUCGUCGUCUCGAACUUCAUUGCAUCGUUGCAAGGACUGCUGUCGAAAAUUUAUAUCUCUCAUGUGCACUCAAGUGGGGGUAGGAAGCUUGCUGAUAUCCUACGCCAUCGUAGGAGCUUUUGCUUUUGUUGCCAUCGAAGGCGAGAUGGGCAAAGCAACGACCAACAUGACUGUCGAGAUUCACAACCAGACGCUGGAGAACCUUUGGCGCCACACCUUGAAGUUCAACGUGUUGAACAGAACAAUGUGGUCGGAAGAAAUUGACAGAACUUUAAUAAUUUUCCAAAGGAGGGUUGUGAAGUCCAUCAUUAAAGAUGGAUAUGAAGUUAUGGACCCGAAAGAUAUAUGGACGUUUCCAGCAUCGUUGAUGUUUUGCCUCAGCGUAUUCACUAUGAUAGGAUAUGGACACAUGACCCCGAAGACUGUCCCUGGGAAAAUAUCGACUAUUCUCUAUGCAGUCAUUGGGAUACCUCUCUAUAUUGUCUACUUCAUGAACAUGGGCAGAGUUUUUGCUAAAACAUUCAAAUUUUUGUACCGAAGUAUCUACAGAUGCGUAAGCCAGGAAAAGAGGGAGGCAGAAGAAGAAGCGAGAUUAUCCGGUUGGGAGGAACCAGCAAUUCUAGUGCCAUCAACUGCUUGCGUUUGGGUUAUGAUUUUAUAUGUCGUUUUUGGUACAGUUAUGUUUGCGGAGUGGGAGAAUUGGUCGUAUCUAGAUUCGUGUUAUUUUUCUUUUACCUCUCUGGCAAAAAUCGGUAUCGGUGACAUCGUCCCGGGCAUCGGAAGCAACGGACAUACCAACGACAACGCUACCAAGCUCAUCAUAAACUCGAUGUAUCUGCUUGUAGGCAUGGGCCUAAUAGCAAUGUGCUAUACUCUUAUGAAAGAAGAAUUUCUGACUAAAAUUAACGCUGCUAAUGAAGAGUUCAAGGAAAAAGUCUACCUCUGUGGACUCAGGCUGGGUCUGAUCGUGGAAGACGAUGAAGAAGAUGACGAAGAAAUACGGCAUCUGCCAUCGAGGUCUAUGAAACCAAAUCGAAAAUCAGUUCGGCGCCGCUAGUCUUUUUCUGGAAUUGUUUUUUUUUUAUCGAUGUUAGAUA